Messenger RNA from Paramisgurnus dabryanus, 2216 nucleotides. The record is from RefSeq and is a predicted model, not a curated record. NCBI's taxonomy places the organism in Eukaryota, Metazoa, Chordata, Actinopteri, Cypriniformes, Cobitidae.
AUACAGGAAACAGUAAACUCUGGACACUGAAGGGUGAGUAACUCCAGACGUUUUAAACUCUCAAAGAGAGUAUUGCGGCUAUUACAGUUAGGCUAUUAUAAAGAAUUAGAUCGUAUCUUGUAAUGUCAUCUAAAUGGAUAAAAUCUACAAUUUGUCCUGUUGUUCAUUUAUUGCAACCAUUGAAGUGCCUCAAACUGCUACCUCAGUAUUUACUCCACUUUAGAGGGGGCGGUGUUGACCCUCCGUGCACCCCGCCUACUAGUUCAUUCCCCGUUGUCUACGUCACUCGACCGAACUCCAUGCAAAUCUCUCGUCGCUGGAACGCCAUUGGCCGCUCGCUCAUUUUAAUCGCUGUCAAAACGCAUCAUAUGGCCGCCGCUUUAACUAACUCUUCAACUCCACUAGGAAAAGUAACUCAAAUGCCCGUUCAAUUAAUGUGGAUGCGAAACGGCAGUUGGAGAGGACACUAAAUAGGCUACAGGAGCAAAAAGAAACUAAAAGCAAACGCUUUGGAUUAACUGAAUUGCGCGUUUCAUCGGAGCUUGUGAAGCACCUGCUUCAAGCGGACUACUGAGCGCCGAAAGUUCAUGCUUUUUCUCUGAGAGCUGUGAAGUUGUAAGCCAGUUGAAUGUAUAGCAUGAUGAUGGAGACGGACCUUCAUUCCCCCGGACCCCAAACCAACACGAAUCCGGGGCAGACAGGUCCGAAUUCGGGGAGCAAAGCCAACCAAGACCGCGUAAAAAGACCCAUGAAUGCUUUUAUGGUGUGGUCCCGGGGCCAGCGCAGAAAAAUGGCACAAGAGAACCCUAAAAUGCAUAACUCUGAAAUUAGCAAAAGACUCGGUGCUGAGUGGAAGGUGAUGUCAGAGGCUGAAAAGCGGCCCUUUAUUGACGAAGCAAAACGGUUGCGAGCCAUGCACAUGAAAGAACACCCGGAUUACAAAUACAGACCGAGGCGCAAAACCAAGACCCUGCUUAAAAAGGACAAGUACUCGUUGGCCGGCGGCUUGCUCGGCGGUGCGGGUGGUGGUGCAGGAGUUGGUCUCGGGGUCGGGAUGAGUCCUGUGGGGGUCGGCCAGAGGUUGGAGAGUCCUGGGGGUCACGGAGGCUCGACCAGCGCCGGCUACGCGCACAUGAACGGCUGGGCAAAUGGCACAUACUCUGGCCAGGUUGCCGCCGCAGCGGCAGCGGCUGCAAUGAUGCAGGAGGCGCAACUCGCUUACAGCCAGCAUCCAGGUAGUGGGUCGCAUCAUCACCACGCUCAUCAUCAUCACCCGCAUAACCCGCAGCCCAUGCACCGCUACGACAUGACAGCUCUACAGUACAGCCCCAUCUCAAACUCCCAGAGCUACAUGAGCGCCUCUCCGUCUGGCUACGGUGGGAUAUCGUACACGCAGCAUCAAAACUCCAGCGUUGCAUCCUCCGCCACCAUCGGUACGCUGAGCUCGCUCGUCAAGUCCGAACCGAACAUAAGCCCUCCGGUUACAACACAUUCCCGUGGACCCUGCCCCGGAGACUUGAGAGAAAUGAUAAGCAUGUAUUUACCGACCGGGGAGACCGGUGAUCCGUCUGUUCAAAGCAGACUGCAUGCCUUACCGCAGCACUAUCAGAGCACGACUGCCGGAGUGAACGGAACUGUCCCAUUGACGCAUAUUUGAAAGGGCUAAAGGAAAGUGAUUGGUAAAGCGCAUUCAGAAACACUCCACCAAAAAUAUUUACCUCUUUUUUAGAACUGCUGUCAUUGAACUACUUUUGUACAGAAUGUUUUAUGAUGUUCUUGUAAAUUAAAAAAGGUAAAUAUUGUUUCGAUUGCAUUUGGGAGAAGGACUGUAAUCUUAUAAAAUAUAUCACUUUCAGUGAAACAUUGUUUAAAUAUAAAGUAAAUAUGACAUCGUUUCUGGCCACGCCAAGAAAUAUGCGACAUACUGUUAUUCUUUAAAUAUUUAAUUUUCUGUGCAAAUUGGCUUUUGAGUGGAUAAUAUCAGAAGUCUAGCGUGAAUAACUCGAUGAAAUGCUUUUAAGAGCCCAUACAGAGUUCCCUGCUUAUUACAUUUACCAAAACGUUUGUAUACGUGAAUUAAUGUACCAGGUUUAUGUUGUAAUAUUUCUUGUAAAUUGUGAAUAAGUUUUAAUAUUUCAAAAGACUGGCACGUCUCUGCUGCUGUACAUAAUUUAUGACAUGCAUUCUUGCCAGUUCAAAUCUUAAACUUGCGUUGA